AUAUAACACUUGGCUAGAAGGCUUUUAUUAGCCGUAUUGCAGGAAUGGAGCAGUGCAGAGAAUCGGGGGAAGACGAGGGCCACUGAGCUCUAGGGCCACACACGGGGAGGCACAAUGAGUAGCCAGGAGGCAGACAGUAGCCUCAUGCUGGAGUUCGCUGCUCAGGCUUUCCAAGCCAAAAACUUCCAGCUGGCUAGUGAGAUCUACGAGAGGCAGCUCCAGGAGCAGAAAGCAGGGGUGGUGGACUGGGGGCUGCUGCUGAAGAGGGCAGACUGCUUGGCAUGCUCGGGAAGACUGCAGGAUGCCUGCGACUUGUUUCAGAGGGCUGCGAUGCACAAAAAGGUGUGCGCGGAGGAUCUGGAAGCUCUGGUGUCCUGCCUGGCGGAUCACAUUAGGACCAAGGAAGGGCUGCCCCCCCCUGACCAGCGGGUCGCCAAGUCGGCUGUCCUGACCUGUAGGCAGUGUCAGGGAUUCUUCUUCGAACCAGUGACCUUGCUUUGCGGCCAUACGUUCUGUAAGAAGUGCCUGGAGUGCCAAGGGGGCAGCAAGAGUGAGUGCAAAGUGUGCAGGGUGAGCACCGAGCAUCCCUUCAGAGUCAAUGUGCUACUCAGCAACAUCCUCAGCAAGUGGUUCCCCAGCCAGGUGAAAGCUGUGCGGCUCCGGCAGGAGGGCAAUGCCCUGUACAAAGACUGCAAGUGGGAAGAAGCAUUGGCCAGAUACAAUGAAGCCAUCUCUAUAGCUCCUCAAGACCAUUUACUGUACAGCAACCGUGCUAUGAUUCAUUUUAGCUUAAAGUCUUAUGGAUGCGCUUUACAAGACGCGGAGACCACUUGCAAACUCCAGCCGUAUUGGUUAAAAGGUCACCUAAGGAAAGCACAAUCCUUGGUCAAUUUAGGAAGAAGUGAGGAUUCUUUGAAAGAAUUUCUUUUCUGCCUUGCAUUGGAAACUGAGAACAGGACUGCGAAAUGUGAGGCCCAAAAGUUGCUGCUCAAUCUAUUAAGCUUGCAAAAUAACCAGGGAGACUUGCCAGAAAUCCUCCAAACAAUGUCGCACCCACUGAGAUUAAAGGGAAAUGUUCUUAAUUCACUAAGCACCCCGACCCCUAGCAGUAAUAUGCAGAGAUUGAAAAUGGUUAAUAUGGACAUUAAAAAGGGUGUAACCAUUUCAGAUGAUACAGAUCCCAAAGGUAACAGCUCAAUGUGGUUGUUACACCAAACACGAGAAAGUGAACUAAGCUGCUCAGAAAUGACUAAGGCUUUCACACCAGAACCUGCGGCACUUGUGCCAUCUGCAUGCAACACGCUGAAAAGGAAAGCCUGUUCAAAGGAAACGGAAUGCUCAUCUGAACAUAUACCCUGCAAGGCCUUGAAAAGAGAUGCUGCAGUUACUGGCACUCUUGGGAAUGAUCACUCUAGUGCUUCAUGUGUUGAUUUAUCCGAUCUGGAUUGUUCACUUUGCAUGAGGUUGUUGUAUGAACCAGUAACCACGCCCUGUGGACACACAUAUUGUCUAAAGUGUCUUGAGAGAUGCCUUGACCACAACCCCAAGUGUCCUUUGUGCAAGGAAGACCUUUGUGAGUACCUUGCAAUCAGGACAUUUUGUAAAACUGAGCUGAUGGAAGAUUUAAUAGCCAGUUACUUCCCAGAUGAACUGAAAGAUCGAAAAACAGUAUAUGAAGAAGAAAUAGCAGAGCUUUCAAACUUGAAUAAGAAUGUUCCCAUAUUUGUUUGCACAAUGGCGUAUCCAACUGUUCCUUGUCCACUGCACAUAUUUGAGCCUUGCUAUCGCUUGAUGAUAAGGAGAUGUAUGGAAACUGGCACAAAGCAGUUCGGGAUGUGUAUUGGGGACUCUGUUAAAGGAUUUGCAGACUAUGGCUGUAUGUUGGAAAUCCGAAAUGUGGAGUUCUUUGCAGAUGGCCGUUCUGUUGUAGACAGUAUUGGGAAAAGGAGAUUUAAAGUUAUAAGGCACAGUCAAAGAGAUGGUUAUAACACAGCAGACAUUGAAUAUAUAGAAGAUCAUAAGGCACAAGGACAGGAGUAUGAUGACUUGCUAACACUGCACAAUGCUGUCUAUGAUCAAGCUUUCAACUGGUUCUCUACUCUAAAGCCAGCACUGAAAAGUCGAAUUUUAAGUCAUUUUGGUCCAAUGCCUGCCAAUGAUUGUGAUAUACAGGCAAACCCCAAUGGACCCGCUUGGUGCUGGUGGAUUCUUGCAGUUCUUCCACUGGAAAGUCGGGCGCAGCUACCUUUCCUUGCCAUGACAUCACUAAAAGAUCGCCUGACAGGCAUUCGGCGAGUCCUACUGUUCAUGUGUCGAUCUCGCCCUCGAUAACAUCAUGGUGCAGAAUUCUAACUUCCUUCUUUGCCAAUAAUGAAAGUAUGCACAUUCCAAUGGCUCUUAUGAAUUCCACAUGAAGCAGCACAUUCAUGUACAUUUACAUUGUAAUUCCUUUGUUUUUUUAAAUAUGGAGGAGAGAAAAAAAACUGAAGUACAUCAGACUUUUUGUAUCAUUUUUAAAACAAUCAAUGAAUACUUUUUUCAAGGUUUUGUUAUGCAACACAUGGGUUUUUACACAAAUGUACAUAAUGCUGACUGUCAUUCCCCAUAAUUUAUUUUUUCACUACCUUUAAGGAGUCUCCAGCUUUCACUUUAUGAAACUUGUCAUGGUUAAGCUGCUAUAUUUAUUUUAUUUUAUUCAGGAGGAAAAGAUUGGAAGAAAAGCUGUUUUUCAAAGUUGUUUUUUUAGCAGCCUCUAUGUUGUAGUUUUUCCUGAUGUGAAAAACAGAGAAACUGCUCAAAACGCAACUCAUUCCUCAGUAUGUGCAGUUGAUUUUUUUGCACUGAUAUUAAAACACUUUGAACCCUGGUACAUUGUGCAUGUGUUAGCAAUGUCCAGACUUCUUGGAGUUCAAAGCAAGAACAGAAUCCUGUCCCAGUCUGUAUGAAGUCCUUCUAGUACCAAUGCUUUCUGUGUUCUGGGAGCAAAAUGGUGCAUACUGCUGACAUUAACUGCAUUCAAGAAAGUUCUAUGUAUGGAUGUUUCUAGCCAUAAAUUGUAAAAAAAAAAAAACUAUUGAAUUUCCCAAAAUAUUUCCCCUAUGUCAAAAAAGGAUAAUUAUCUUAGAGGGAUUCAACAAAUUCAUAUAUUUUAUACAUGGCAUUAUUCAUUUGUCCAAAAGGUUGAAAUAUUCUGGCUUCCAGUGUCAGGAGCAGUUAUAAACCUUGUUUUUAUUCUUUUCUGUUGUAGAGUGAGAUUCCUCAUGGUGGGGGAAUAAUGGUGAUUUGCCCUGAACCAUAGUCCAAGAAUCUCUGCCUUAAUAUAAGGUAUAUAAAUAGCAUAAUGCUGAACACUGAGCCAAAUCUAAAUCUUGAAUAAAAUUCUGGAAUGCAUAUGAAUACUGAACCUGGAUUUAGGUAUCUUGAUGCACUUUAAUACCAGACAUUUAAAGCUUACGAGUAGAAAUAGUAUCACUAAGAUUCAAGUAGAUGGGAAUUUAGCUCCCAAUCUCUUAGCCAGUGUACUGCACAAAAAGCCACUGAACCUCUAGGUAUUAUAGACGGGAAGGCUGAAAAUCUGUAACAUGUAAUGGGUCUGUACUGUUACUAUAUCCGUAACUUUAUCUGGACAUAGAUUUCAACAUGAUAAAGACAUAUAAAUCAUGAGAAUUAGUUCAGUUAGGACUUUUGCUGAACAUGCUUUUUUGCUUAAUUUUAAUUAAGAAGUAUAUAUAGUGUUUGUUAUUUCAUGCACUGAAUAGGGCAACAUCAGAAACUGAAAUUAAAGUCACAUUCUACUUUCUGUUCACAUAAGUACACAAAAACAAAUCAAGUGAGCUGCUGGUAAGCCUCUUCCUUCCCCUUUGAUAAGGGUUAAGAUGCAGAGGCUUUUCAUCACUAUUCAUUGAAUUAAUGUUAAAAAGGGGCAUAUAUUACCAUUUGAAUAUAUUGCAUAUUCCAGUCUCGAUGGUCAGUUUAACUUUAAAGAAGGCCAUAAAUACUAAACAUCUUUGUUUCAUAGCUGUACCUGUUGCCGUUGUCCUAUUGCUUUUAUUGCAGCAUCCUUGCUUGUUAGAUUUGUUAUUUGCAGACCUCUCUAUCUUUUCUAACUCGUGAUUAGGGAAAGUAAGAAUUCAUCCCCACUGAAUAUACUUACAGUAAGUCAAGAUGUGAGUUUAGAACUUAAUAUGUAAAAACUCGCCCAUGUUCUAUUCAUUCUUAUAAGAUUUUUAGAAGGAUAUAUAUAAAAGGGUAAACUCUAAAGGUGGCAGCUUAUCUGCCUGUAUAUGGGCACCACCGACAGGCCGCCCUGAUUGACAAUUGGCCUGAAAUCGAGCAGAUCUCGACCGGGUAGAUUUGAUUUUUCCAUUGGAUCAGGGACUGCAUUGGUUCAUUUAUAUGGUCCCUGAACCAAUGGUUCCUAUGCCGCCAUUUUAAUUAGCCCAAUAUCGCCCAUCCGUAGGCUAACAGUGUAUGGCCACCUUAACUGUCACCCAAUACGGUUUUAAAAAUCUCAUAGGAAUGAAUAGAACAUGGGUGAGUUUUUAUGUAUUUAGCUCUAUUUAACUCAUAUUUUGAUAAAUCUGCUCCUUACUGUGGUGUUUUUCCUAUGCAGACUAAGUACUAUAGAAACUAUCAGGGCCAAACAAGCAGAUUGUGGGGGCACAUUAAAACAUAUCAUUAAUAUCAGUGUAGCUUAAUUUUCUGUUACUACAGCAUAUUGCAAGUUUUUGAAACUGUCUAAGCUUAGGUUACAUGAGUACAACCUCAUGUGGAUGUCACUGGUGGACUGGCCAACUGCAUUCCUCUUGCAGAAAAACCACUAAUGUGCAUGAUGCGUAAUGGUCUCUGUAUAUGCAGUGGCUCAGGCAGUCAAGAACCCAGUUUGUACCUAGUCUAAACAGUUAUCUUUAGGAGUUAAACCAGCUUUCUCUUGUCUAUACUAUUGCUGCAAGAUGUAGCCUGAUUGUCAACCACGUCAGACUGACGUGUGUAAUGGUAAAAUAGUACAUGAUUUGAAAGAUUACCACCCUUUAAAGGAUUUUGUUGCCUGAGCCCAGGAGGAUUAGUCAAAAUAACUCAGAUAAUCUUUACUAUGUUCGAGCAAAAAUGAGCUUAGGGUUCCACUUGUUCUAAGCUUAGUAAAGACAGUUUGUGCAACUUGUCUACAACUAGUCUAGGAGCAUUGCUUUCCUCCCUUCUUUUCUCCCACUGUGCAUCGAGCAAAUUCCUAUAGCUUGGGUUAAAUCAAUUGCUUUAGUUGUAAAUGCUUGUAUGUCUGCCAUAUCUUCUAUUAUUCUGUACCACUUUUUUUAUAAGUUUCUGCAUAUAGUAUAUAAAAGAAACAUACACUUUAUCUUGUACAGCUAUGACAUUAUGGGGGCACAUCUUAUUUUCCAUACAGAAAAUACAGCUCUCUGCAUCCCUUUUAACUUUAUUAUUGUGAAAAAUGCCUCUUCAUGAUAGCUUCAGGGACCUGUUACAAGGGACAGUAUACAUCCAAACACCUUUACUAAAGAUUACAAACCCCUUAUUAUCAGGGGCUUCUCUGUGGACUGGUAAUUAGUUUUAUCCGCUCCUUUGACAUUCCUUGGAUUUAGGAAGUGACUGGAAGUAGUAAAGUGAAACUGGCUUAAUAUUGUUUAGUGUCUGAAGUAUCAAAAAUCAUAGAUAUUUCAUAAUUAAAACAAUAGGCAAAAAGUAUGUUCAACACAAGCCCUAUAUAUUGAGCUUAUGUUGAAAAAGGGUGUAUACUGCUCAUUCACACUACAUACUCGAGUACAGUUCAAAAGAAAUCAGUGGAUGUGAGUUCAGUGGUACUGAGCACUUGGGUUAUAUUUAUACUACUAUCAGUAAAGCUGCAGUUGGGCCAAAUUCUGUAGUAUAAAAUAGCAACUCCCAGGCUCAGUAGUGGAGGAUGCUGGAAUAUAAUUCAAUGCAAGUCCAAGGGACUCAUUUUGUCUUUUUUAGAAUUAGCACAGUGCUUUUGCUGCAAGCAGACAACACAUAUUCCUUACAGCUUCCAGAACCCUACCACAAGUCUGCUUAAGUGGGAAGCUAAGAUGAUCAGUUCAGCAACAACUGGCAUUAUAGUCUGUCACUGGCUUUACAUUUUGUUGUAGAAUUAUAAUUAACUUAUAAUUAAGUGCCUGUGUGAUAUUAAUUAAAACCAUUUGAGUUACUAUAAUCUAUCAUCUAGCCAUUGGUUCUAGUUUCCAAUUACUAUAGGGCUCUGCAGGAGUAACAUCCCGAGACUGUAGUGUAAUAAGCAUAUACAGGAAAUGCCCUUUGCUGGCACUAACCACUGUUAAAAUACAAAUCAUUUUCUUAAAGGUUCAUUUUAUAUCUCUGUAGUGCCUUUGUAAAUUCAUAAAUCUUGUUUAAUUUCUUUGUUGGCCUUGUAUAUUCCAUUGUAGAGAACCAAGAUUUUUCCUUUACUGCACUGAUAAAGAAUUUCAUUAUGUUCAGUUACCUUGCAGUGCUGUUAACUACCUCUAUAAAUAUUUAUAUUUUUUGAGCUUAAUGUGAUUUCACUGAUAUUUAUCUCUUUAGAUUAGAUGUAGAUAUGCUAGUUGUAAUGUUUAAAUUGUCCCUGUCUUGAUGUUUAAUGAUUAAAUGAAUGGCAAUUCCAAACA
Molecule: messenger RNA, 6632 nt
Organism: Xenopus tropicalis (tropical clawed frog)
Lineage: Eukaryota; Metazoa; Chordata; Amphibia; Anura; Pipidae
Gene: lonrf3
Product: LON peptidase N-terminal domain and ring finger 3
Exons: 12
Coding region: 115-2331 (738 amino acids)
Source: RefSeq, a predicted model, not a curated record